Messenger RNA from Exophiala aquamarina CBS 119918, 2220 nucleotides. RefSeq lists its product as uncharacterized. NCBI's taxonomy places the organism in Eukaryota, Fungi, Ascomycota, Eurotiomycetes, Chaetothyriales, Herpotrichiellaceae. Gene Ontology annotation, molecular function: oligopeptide transmembrane transporter activity. The transcript has a single exon. Gene Ontology annotation, cellular component: fungal-type vacuole membrane. The record is from RefSeq and is a predicted model, not a curated record. Bases 1 to 2220 code for a protein of 739 amino acids.
AUGGCUCCUGAUAGGGGUCACCUCCUGUCCUCUCCCUCUCCCUCUCCCUCCCCUCCUCCUUCACCACCGCCCGAGCCCUUCGACUCUUUCGAACCCAACAUCUCUCACACGCGCUCCGAUCAUGGCUGCUAUGCUUCACCUGCCGCGCAAGACUCUGCUCUCGAUGGUACUAAUUUCACCUUUCGUGGCGUCGCUGUCGGCAUUGCCAUUGGUAUAGUGAUCUGCUUCUCCAAUACCUAUUUUGGUCUUCAGACUGGCUGGGUCUCUGGAAUGGCGAUGCCUGCGUCCUUGAUCGGCUUUGCCGUCUUCAAGGCAUUGUCACCCUAUUUGCUCGUGCCGUUUACGCCUGUCGAGAAUGUCCUGGUGCAGACUGUGGCCGGCGCAGUCGGGACCAUGCCUCUGGGUUUAGGAUUUGUUGGGGUCAUGCCCAGUUUGGAAUUCUUGUUGAAGAAGAGCGAGGGUGCUCCCAUUGAUCUGAGCCUUUGGCGUUUGUUUGUCUGGGGUAUUGGUCUGUGUCUCUUCGGUGUCGUCUUCGGCGUCCCUCUUCGGAAGCAGGUCAUUAUCCGCGAGCGCUUGAAGUUCCCCUCUGGCACGGCAACUGCUCUUAUGAUCAGUGUUCUGCACGGUGGCACAAAGGCUGGUUCCUCCAAGAAUCGUGAAAUUGAAACCCAAGGCACCGAAGAACGAGAGGAGCUUUUGAGAGAAGACGAACGCGAGAAUCAGCAUCAUUUCGUACCGGGAGGCCCGGCGAACGAACAUGAUCUCCGAGCGGAUUGGAAAAGACAGAUUCGUGUGUUGACAAUCGCUUUUUCUGGUUCUGGGGUCUAUACCUUGACUCAGUAUUUCCUGCCUAUUUUGCACAAGCUUCCUCUCUUCGGAAACCACCUUGCCCAUACCUGGCAGUGGACUCUAAAUCCAUCUCCAGCCUACGUUGGUCAAGGUAUCAUCAUGGGUCCCGCCACUACCUUCCACAUGCUCCUUGGUGCCAUCAUUGGUUGGGCGAUUUUGAGCCCGAUUGCCAAGCACAAUGGUUGGGCUCCCGGGGAUGUCGAUGACUGGGAGACUGGCAGCAAAGGCUGGAUCGUUUGGGUAAGUUUAGCAAUCAUGUUGGCCGAUGCUGUGGUCAAUCUAGGCUGGUUGCUACUCCGACCUGUCAUCAAACAUGGGCCGGAAUGGGUAAGGUCAGUUGUUGAUCACUAUCAUCACAGCGCCUCGUGGUCAAAUUUCAUACUUGGCAGACAACUAGCUGGUUAUCUCGCACUUGACAGCGCUGAUCGCCAUGGCCAACGGUCCGGCCCCUCGUCGAAGCAUCGCUCCUCUGAUGAACUUCCUGACGAUGCUCCGGCUCACCAUCUCGUUUCGAAUCGCACAAUCACCAUUCUCCUACCGCUUACCAUAAUUCUCUGUGUGUUUUGUGUCCAUGUAACUUUUGGCGCCUACAUCCCUCUAGGACUUAACAUCCUCGCCAUUAUCCUUGCACUGCUCCUUUCAAUAAUGGGCGUUCGGGCUCUCGGUGAAACCGACCUGAAUCCCGUCAGUGGCAUUUCAAAGCUCACCCAGCUUGUGUUUGCCCUCAUAGUUCCCUCAGGAAAACAUGCCAAUCAUGCUAUAAUCAUAAAUCUCCUUGCAGGUGCGGUGAGUGAGGCUGGUGCUCUCCAAGCUGGCGACAUCCUCCAAGAUCUAAAAGCAGGCCAUCUGAUUGGCGCCAGUCCUAAAGCCCAGUUUUAUGGCCAACUGAUUGGGAGCGUGGUCGGGGCUUUUGUAUCAGCAGCGGUCUAUAAGCUGUAUGUCUCGGUCUACACCAUUCCCGGGGAACUAUUUCAAAUUCCAACAGCGUUUGUCUGGGUCUUCACAGCCCGCCUCGUCACAGGCAAGGGUUUACCUCCUAUGGCCUGGCAAUUUGCACUGGUGGCAGGUGCCAUCUUUGUUCUCACCACGAUUGUCCGGAUCUACUUAUUAGCGUGUCGCGACCAGAGCGAAUGGUGUCGCCGAAUCCAUCCAUGGAUUCCAGGCGGUAUUGCUGUCGCUGUUGGCAUGUACAACACCCCUAGCUUUACAUUGGCUCGCACAGCAGGUGGUGUGGUAAGUUGGUGGUGGGUGCAUUGGAAGGGCAGAGGCGAGACAACUGUCAUUGUACUUGCAAGUGGACUUAUCUUGGGCGAAGGGGUUGUGAGUAUCAUUAACUUGGGCCUUGCUAGCCUCGCCGUGCCGCAUCUAUAA